CUCUUUUGCGCUUUUUGCAUUCUCCUUUGGGGGUGUCCUUACCUGGGAUGUAAAGCUUGUGUCGAACCAAGCUCAGGCGUACACUCGUCAUUGGCGGCCCUUUGACCCAGCGGAGAGAAAAACCACACCAUCGUCUAUACCUCCUCCUCUCAUUUUCGUCGCUCUAUUGUGAAUAGCGACCACACCCAAUUCACAAAACACCUUUCGUCCUCCGGAGACCGUUCUUUAACACUCCCACACUAUCCAUAUAUCAAUCGCAUCUCGUUCAAAUCCAGCUCGAAAUAUCACACCCAAAACACAUCAAAUGUCCGAAGUAUCCUCCAGCUUGGAUAAGACCGAUGUCGGGGUCGAUCACGACUACAGCACUAUAGAAGAGCCAGAGCCAGUCACCAUUGUCCCAAAAGGCAACCUCGCUGACCUAGAGGAGCAACGUUCCUGGAACUGGUUCACGAUCCGAACUCUCGUUACCUCUGGCACAGGUUUCUUCACAGACGCCUACGAUGUCUUUAUCAUCAACCUGGUGGUCCCUAUGCUUGGAUAUGUCUAUUUCAAGGACAACAAUAACCAUCUCCCCGCGGGUACCGAAGGGUCCCUUAAAGGCAUGGCCUCCUUUGGAACCCUUGUCGGGCAGCUCGUCUUUGGAUACCUUGGCGAUGCUGUCGGUCGGAAAAAGAUUUAUGGACUCGAGUUAAUGAUCAUCAUCCUGGGUACACUUUGCUGUGCCAUGUCCGGUUCCAAUGCCAAGGGAUCUUCAGUCAUCCAGUACCUUACUUUCUGGCGGUUUGUCCUCGGUGUGGGUAUUGGUGGAGAUUACCCCAUGUCUGCGACCGUUACGUCCGAGUGGUCCUCCGCAGGUCGCCGCGGCAAGAUGAUGUCGAUCAUAUUUUCUAUGCAAGGCAUCGGCAACUUGAUGGCCUCGGUUGUUACUCUCAUCGUCCUCGCUUGCUUCAAGUCAGCAAUCAUUGCAGACGUUGACAACCUGGACAUCGUGUGGCGAAUCUGCAUUGGAGUUGGAUGCAUCCCUGCCGCUUCGACCGUCUACCUGCGCUUGACCAUGCCAGAGUCACCCCGAUAUUCUAUGGAUGUCGAGAACGAUGUUGAGAAGGCCAAGUUGGCUAUCGCGCACGCUACCGAGAGCAAGGCCAUCGAGGGUGAGUCCGUGCCAGUGAGCAAAAAGGCCAAGCGCGCCCACCACCGCGAGUUCGUAGAGUACUUUUCGCAUUGGCAAAAUCUCAAGAUCCUGAUCGGUACGUCCACGACAUGGUUUCUGUUGGACAUUGCGUUCUACGGCAUCUCUCUGAACCAGUCCUAUGUCCUCAACGCCAUGGGUUUCGUGGGCGAUGGUUCUGUGUUCGAUAAUCUCUGGAGGACGACUCUUGGUAACUUGACGGUGUCCUGCCUCGGUUUUGUGCCCGGAUACUACUUCACGGUCUUUCUCAUUGACAAAAUGGGUCGCAAGCGGAUCCAGUUUAUGGGCUUUGCGAUGUUGACAAUCCUGUUCAUUAUCCUGUCAACGGCUUUUUACCAAUUGAAGAAGAUUGUGCCUCUGUUUGUUGCAAUCUUUACGCUGGCACAGUUCUUCUUCAACUUUGGACCCAACACGACGACGUUUGUUGUUCCUGGUGAGGUCUUUCCGACACGCGUGCGUGCGACUGCGCAUGGAAUCUCUGCGGCUUCCGGCAAGUUGGGCGCGAUCUUGGCGACAUUUGGAUUUAACAAGCUGGUCGAAAUUGGUGGUGCGCCUGGUGACCACGCGUUCUUGCCGCAGGUACUUGGCAUAUUCGCGGCGAUUAUGGGUCUUGGGUUUGUGUUUACGUUCCUGAUUCCGGAGACCAAGGGUAUGUCGCUGGAGGAGAUCGAGCAGCGGGGUACGAGAAAUCUAACGGCGAGCUUACCGCCGACUAGCUCUGCUACAGGAACUGAUGCUGUCGCUCAUGCAACCCCUAUUGCUUGA
Gamsiella multidivaricata is the source of this 1954-nucleotide messenger RNA. Its product is annotated as phosphate permease. Gene Ontology annotation, biological process: transmembrane transport. Gene Ontology annotation, molecular function: transmembrane transporter activity. The transcript is spliced from 2 exons. The record is from RefSeq and is a predicted model, not a curated record. Gene Ontology annotation, cellular component: membrane. The coding region runs from base 305 to 1954 and encodes 549 amino acids. Lineage: Eukaryota; Fungi; Mortierellomycota; Mortierellomycetes; Mortierellales; Mortierellaceae.